Coregonus sp. 'balchen' is the source of this 6285-nucleotide messenger RNA. The record is from the annotation of a GenBank genome assembly. NCBI's taxonomy places the organism in Eukaryota, Metazoa, Chordata, Actinopteri, Salmoniformes, Salmonidae.
GUGUCGUUGGUGAGCCUGGUAGCCAACUCUCUGGGCUACUCUGACUUCGCUGCUAUCAAAUCACUGAGGACCCUCCGAGCACUGAGGCCCCUACGGGCCCUGUCCAGAUUCGAGGGCAUGCGGGUGAGACAUUCUUCUGUUACACUGACUUUACCCUUUCGUUUAUUUUUUUUCUUCCUUAGAGACGUUCUACUUUCCCUGCUUUUUACAUAGGUGACCUAUUGUCAAGUUAUUCUAGGAGAUUCCACAAAUUAUUAUCAUCAGUGAAGGACCAGAGUUUUUUCCUAAGCUGGUCACGUGAUCGGGAAAAAACUUGCGGUCCUAUAUCAUAUCCGUCUAUGACUGAAGUGACAGACAGCCUCUAACGGUGGAGUAUUACCUUGAUCACUGGGCUAGUCACUUCGUCAGGAGAAAAAAAACUCCAGUCCCCUAAUCAUUAAACAUCAUUUAUAUGCUGUGCCUGUGCUCCGUAGUAGACAACCUCUACAACGUCUCUGUGUGUUGUCGUCUUGGUCACCAGGUGGUGGUGAACGCUCUGAUUGGAGCCAUCCCGUCCAUCAUGAACGUCCUGCUGGUCUGCCUGAUCUUCUGGCUCAUCUUCAGCAUCAUGGGCGUCAACCUGUUUGCAGGGAAGUUUGGUAAAUGUGUGAACCGGACGGGGUUCAUCCACAACGCCUCCGUCGUCAACAACAAGUCUGAGUGCCUGGCCAUGAAUGACACUCAGUUUUACUGGACUAAAGUCAAGGUCAACUUCGACAACGUGGGACUAGGAUACCUCUCACUGCUGCAAGUGGUCAGUUUUUCUCUUGUCUUUAAAAAAUAAAAAUAAAAAUGACUGUUUUACAUUUUUUUUGUUUUUUUAGGAAGUUAUGUGUUUGAAAGGAUGCCAUAGCUCUUAUUGUUUGUCGAUAAAUGAAGUAACAUUUUUUUAUUAUAAAAAAAAAAGGCUUACCCUAUAAUUGUGUCAAUGAUGUUCAUUUCCUUUAAGGCCACGUUUAAAGGAUGGAUGGAAGUUAUGCAUGCAGCUGUUGAUUCACGUGGCGUACGUAUCAAUCUCGUUCCACAAAUCUAGGCAAAUUCGUCAUCUCAUAAAUAGAAUGAGUAGACCUACAUUUUUAUUUAUGAAAAGAUGAAAAUGGGAUCAACUAAAAUGUGUUUGUUUGUUUACAGGUGGAAGAGCAGCCCAUCAGGGAAAUCAACCUCUACAUGUACCUCUACUUCGUCAUCUUCAUCAUCUUCGGGUCCUUCUUCACUCUCAACCUUUUCAUCGGCGUCAUCAUUGAUAAUUUCAACCAGCAAAAAAGAAAGAUAAGUACAUGUUGUUUUCUGUCUCACUUACUCAUUUCGCACUGUUGUAUUAACAGCUGUCUGUAUAGAUAUAUACAACAUUAACAGCUGUCUGUAUGGAUAUAUACAACAUUAACAGCUGUCUGUAUGGAUAUAUACAACAUUAACAGCUGUCUGUAUGGAUAUAUACAACAUUAACAGCUGUCUGUAUGGAUAUAUACAACAUUAACAGCUGUCUGUAUGGAUAUAUACAACAUUAACAGCUAUCUGUAUGGAUAUAUACAACAUUAACAGCUGUCUGUAUGGAUAUAUACAACAUUAACAGCUAUCUGUAUGGAUAUAUACAACAUUAACAGCUGUCUGUAUGGAUAUAUACAACAUUAACAGCUAUCUGUAUGGAUAUAUACAACAUUAACAGCUGUCUGUAUGGAUAUAUACAACAUUAACAGCUAUCUGUAUGGAUAUAUACAACAUUAACAGCUGUCUGUAUGGAUAUAUACAACAUUAACAGCUGUCUGUAUGGAUAUAUACAACAAUAACAGCUGUCUGUAUGGAUAUAUACAACAUUAACAGCUGUCUGUAUGGAUAUAUACAACAUUAACAGCUAUCUGUAUGGAUAUAUACAACAUUAACAGCUGUCUGUAUGGAUAUAUACAACAUUAACAGCUAUCUGUAUGGAUAUAUACAACAUUAACAGCUGUCUGUAUGGAUAUAUACAACAUUAACAGCUAUCUGUAUGGAUAUAUACAACAUUAACAGCUGUCUGUAUGGAUAUAUACAACAUUAACAGCUGUCUGUAUGGAUAUAUACAACAAUAACAUCUGUCUGUAUGGAUAUAUACAACAUUAACAGCUGUCUGUAUGGAUAUAUACAACAUUAACAGCUGUCUGUAUGGAUAUAUACAACAUUAACAGCUAUCUGUAUGGAUAUAUACAACAUUAACAUCUGUCUGUAUGGAUAUAUACAACAUUAACAGCUGUCUGUAUGGAUAUAUACAACAUUAACAGCUAUCUGUAUGGAUAUAUACAACAUUAACAGCUGUCUGUAUGGAUAUAUACAACAUUAACAGCUGUCUGUAUAGAUAUAUACAACAUUAACAGCUGUCUGUAUGGAUAUAUACAACAUUAACAGCUGUCUGUAUGGAUAUCAGCGGAGGCUGCUGAGGGGAGGACAGCUCAUAAUAAUAGCUGGAAGAGAGCAAAUGGAAUGGCAUCAAACACCUGGAAACCAUGGAAACCAUGUGUUUGAUGUAUUUGAUACCAUUUUACCUAUUCCGCUCCAGCCAUUACUACGAGCCCGUCCUCCCCAAUGAAGGUGGCACCAACCUCCUGUGAUGUAUAUAUUGUGCAACAUUGUAACAGUGAAGAAUAAUGUUGAAUGCAUUGUUAUACUUAGGUGGACAAGACAUUUUCAUGACUGACGAGCAGCGGAAGUACUACAACGCUAUGAAGAAAAUAGGCUCUAAAAAGCCUGAGAAGCCUAUACCAAGACCUACGGUAAAAUAUCAACUAUGAUAAGCCUACACCAAGACAUACGGUAAAAUAUCAACUAUGAUAAGCCUAUACCAAGACCUACGGUAAAAUAUCAACUAUGAUAAGCCUAUACCAAGACAUACGGUAAAAUAUCAACUAUGAUAAGCCUAUACCAAGACCUACGGUAAAAUAUCAACUAUGAUAAGCCUAUACCAAGACAUACGGUAAAAUAUCAACUAUGAUAAGCCUAUACCAAGACAUACGGUAAAAUAUCAACUAUGAUAAGCCUAUACCAAGACAUACGGUAAAAUAUCAACUAUGAUAAGCCUAUACCAAGACAUACGGUAAAAUAUCAACUAUGAUAAGCCUAUACCAAGACAUACGGUAAAAUAUCAACUAUGAUAAGCCUAUACCAAGACCUACGGUAAAAUAUCAACUAUGAUAAGCCUAUACCAAGACAUACGGUAAAAUAUCAACUAUGAUAAGCCUAUACCAAGACAUACGGUAAAAUAUCAACUAUGAUAAGCCUAUACCAAGACCUACGGUAAAAUAUCAACUAUGAUAAGCCUAUACCAAGACAUACGGUAAAAUAUCAACUAUGAUAAGCCUAUACCAAGACAUACGGUAAAAUAUCAACUAUGAUAAGCCUAUACCAAGACAUACGGUAAAAUAUCAACUAUGAUAAGCCUAUACCAAGACAUACGGUAAAAUAUCAACUAUGAUAAGCCUAUACCAAGACAUACGGUAAAAUAUCAACUAUGAUAAGCCUAUACCAAGACAUACGGUAAAAUAUCAACUAUGAUAAGCCUAUACCAAGACAUACGGUAAAAUAUCAACUAUGAUAAGCCUAUACCAAGACAUACGGUAAAAUAUCAACUAUGAUAAGCCUAUACCAAGACAUACGGUCAAAUAUCAACUAUGAUAAGCCUAUACCAAGACAUACGGUCAAAUAUCAACUAUGAUAAGCCUACACCAAGACAUACGGUCAAAUAUCAACUAUGAUAAGCCUAUACCAAGACAUACGGUAAAAUACAAACUUUGAGGAACUAUGACAAACAUGACAGUGGAUCUAAUAUGUACUCAAACAUUGUUUUAUAAAUACAUUUUUGAAUGAACCUGAAUGAGAUUCGAGCGAUGUAAACUUUAUGGAUAGCCUACAUGGCGUUAAUGGAUCCAUGACAUCCUUCCAUCUAUCUACUCUCCAGAAUAUCUUCCAAGGCUUCUUAUUCGACCUGGUGUCCAAGCAAGCCUUUGACAUCAUGAUUAUGAUGCUGAUCAUCGUCAACAUGGUGACCAUGAUGGUGGAGACAGACGAUCAGUCCGCCCGCAUGGAGUCCAUUCUCAACAAGAUCAACCUGGUCUGUAGCAUGAUGCACUAGUACUACAGUACCCAUAAUGCUCUGUGUAUGAUGUACUACAGUACCCAUAAUGCUAUGUGUAUGGUGUACUACAGUACCCAUAAUACUCUGUGUGUGAUGUACUACAGUACGCAUAAUGCUCACAGAGUCCAUCCUCAACAAGAUGGUCUGUAGCAGAGACGGAAGAGGAAGUGAGACAUCCCACUCCCUCAUUUUUUCUGUUUCAAUGGAAGUCAAUGAACUAUGUAGACCAGACCCAGCUGCUAUUGCAUUGGUGUCUAUGGGAGUGCCACCCCCUUAAGUAGAAAGGAACUGAACAUUUUUUCCAAUGGUAAAUGGCCUGAUCUUCAUUUAUCCACCACCUUUGUUCUGUAGCAUCAUGUACUAGUACUACAGUACCCAUAAUUCUCUGUACAACGUAUCCUGUUUUAUCCUAGUACAUAUGUUCCUGAAGAUAACAUAAUGGUGUCCCGUCUCUUUAUCAUACAGAUAUUCAUCGUCAUCUUCACCACCGAAUGCCUCAUGAAGAUCGUGGCGCUUCGCUGCUAUUUCUUCACCGUGGGAUGGAACAUCUUUGACUUUGUGGUCAUCAUUCUCUCUAUCGUGGGUGGGUGGAACAAUACAACCCUGAAAACAACCCUCAAUAUAACCCUGAAAACAACCUUCAAAACAACCUAUAUAUAUUUCUGACAAGUGAUCUAUGCCAUGCGUAAAAUUUCCCGAAUGUACAUUUCAUGUAAAGGUCAUCAAAUGUUUUGUCUUUUAAUUUGCUGUUGGUGUUGUUUUCUUCAUUUCUGAUUUCAACACUUGCAGGUAUCGUUCUGGCUGACAUCAUUGAGAAGUACUUUGUAUCUCCGACUCUGUUCCGUGUCAUCAGACUGGCAAGGAUAGGACGCGUACUUCGACUGAUACGUGGGGCCAAAGGAAUAAGGACUUUACUGUUUGCCUUAAUGAUGUCCAUGCCAGCGUUGUUCAACAUCGGCCUCCUGCUCUUCCUCGUAAUGUUCAUAUACGCUAUCUUCGGAAUGGCCAACUUCGCCUAUGUGAAAAAGAAAGAAGGGAUAGAUGACAUGUUCAACUUCGAGACCUUUGGGAAUAGUAUGAUCUGCCUGUUCCAGAUCAGCACAUCUGCCGGGUGGGACAACGUCCUGGAGCCCAUCAUGUCCAACUCCCCAGAGGAGUGUGAAGCCUACGUCGUCAACACCGGCACCAACGUUAGGGGCAACUGUGGCAACCCGUCUGUGGCGAUCGCCUUCUGCGUCAGUUACAUCAUCAUCUCUUUCCUCAUCGUGGUCAACAUGUACAUAGCCAUCAUCCUGGAGAACUUCAGCGUGGCCACCGAGGAGAGCACCGAGCCGCUGAGCGAGGACGACUUUGAGAUGUUCUACGAGGUUUGGGAGAAGUUCGACGCAGAGGCCACCCAGUUCAUCGAGUUCUCGAAGCUGUCGAAUUUCGCGGACAACCUGUCGGAGCCGCUGCGCAUCGCCAAACCCAACAAGAUCAAGCUGAUCUCUAUGGACCUGCCGAUGGUGAGCGGGGACAAGAUCCACUGCCUGGACAUCCUGUUCGCCUUCACCAAGCGCGUGCUGGGCGAUUCAGGCGAGAUGGACGCCCUCAAGCAGCAGAUGGAGGAGAAGUUCAUGAUGGCCAACCCGUCCAAGAUCUCCCACGAACCAAUCACUACGACUCUACGCCGCAAGCAGGAAGACGUGUCGGCCAUCAUCAUCCAACGCUGUUACAGACGCCACCUGGUGAAACGGCAGAUGAAGCAGGCCUCCUUCCUGUACAGACAGAUGAACCUUCAGACCAACCUGAACCUGCAGGAGCACAUAGUGGUGGACAUAGAGAGGGCCCCGGAGAGGGAGGGCCUCAUCGCCGCCAUGAUAAAAGAACACUACGGCCCCGAGGGGGCCAACGAGGAGGAGGAGCUGGUAGAGGUCAUGGGGGUCAUGGAAGGGACUCUGUCCUCCUCGCCUCCAUCUUAUGACAGUUUGACCCGGCCGGGGGCGGCUAGUGACCUUGGUCAGAUAGAACGGCUAGAAAGGCCGAGAGACUUAGUGUUAGAACUCAGGGAGCCUAGCCCCUCACAAACAUAUAGGGAACUUAGCCCCUCACAAACAUAUAGGGAACUUAGCCCCUCACAAACAUUUGAAGAGACAUUUCUUUGA